Messenger RNA from Apis laboriosa (Himalayan honeybee), 468 nucleotides. It is a transcript of the gene Ccdc56, whose product is annotated as cytochrome c oxidase assembly factor 3, mitochondrial. The coding region runs from base 110 to 412 and encodes 100 amino acids. Lineage: Eukaryota; Metazoa; Arthropoda; Insecta; Hymenoptera; Apidae. Gene Ontology annotation, biological process: mitochondrial respiratory chain complex IV assembly. The transcript is spliced from 3 exons. Gene Ontology annotation, cellular component: mitochondrial inner membrane. The record is from RefSeq and is a predicted model, not a curated record.
UAUAUUAUCAUUUUAGAAUUUUAACUAAAGGAAUAAAAACAAAAGGAAAAGAUAAUAAAAAAAAUAAUACAAUUACGUAUCAAAUUAUACAAAAAGAGAAGUUUAGAAGAUGCAAUCUGAUGAAAAAGAUAGCGAAUUUAUGCCAAAAUUAGAUCUUGUACGAGAUAAAAAUAAACUAAAAUAUAGUGAUUUAAUAUAUAUGAAACAAGCAGAAGAAAUAGCUAUUCAAAAAGCAUUGAUAUAUAAAAGAACACGUACAAAAUGUACUAUAGCAGGAAUCUCUAUUGCUAGUGUAGCUUUAGGAAUUUAUUUAUAUACUAUACAUGCUGUUAAACAAGAAACUUUCUUAAAUGAUUUAAAUGAACCUGAAAGAAUAAUUGAAAAAACAAAUACAGAUACAAAUAUUGCUUAGAAAUAUAUUUCUAACGUGUAGAAUAUUAUUUUUCAUUUUUUAAGUAUAUUUAUUAU